This is a messenger RNA of Brassica oleracea var. oleracea, 1028 nucleotides long. RefSeq names its product mitochondrial inner membrane protease subunit 1-like. Bases 300 to 800 code for a protein of 166 amino acids. Gene Ontology annotation, cellular component: mitochondrial inner membrane peptidase complex; membrane. Lineage: Eukaryota; Viridiplantae; Streptophyta; Magnoliopsida; Brassicales; Brassicaceae. The transcript is spliced from 4 exons. Gene Ontology annotation, molecular function: serine-type endopeptidase activity. The record is from RefSeq and is a predicted model, not a curated record.
UUGCUUAGACUUUACGUUUUAAACCCUGAGGUUUACUUUCUUUUAUUAAAACUCUCAAAUAAACCACUCCAUUGCUGUCUCUAUUUUUUUUCUUCCCGAAGAAUUUCGGCUGAGACUAUAUCGGACCCUAAACCUCUCUAGCGAUCCAGUUUCAGUUAAGUGCACAUCUUCAAAAUCAAAACUUCGCGCCGUUUCAAGAGUGGAAUAACCAACUUCGUGUCGUUUUUAGUGUAGACUCAGACCUGGUUCUGUGCCUUGGCCCUUGCCUGCUUCUUCCACCGAGAUUCGCUACUCGAGAAAUGAGAUGGCUGAGGUAUCUAAACCAAUGGCGUGGAACAGCGAAAGAAGCAUUCGAUCAAGUUUCAAUCGUAGCCAAGUUCCUCUGUUUGCUUCACGUCACCGAUCGUUAUAUAAUCUCCUCCACUCACGUUCAAGGUCCUAGCAUGCUUCCGACGCUUAAUCUCACCGGCGAUGUCAUUUUGGCGGAACAUGUGUCGCACCGGUUCGGUAAAAUUGGUCUUGGUGACGUUGCAUUGGUUCGGUCUCCGACAGAUCCAAUGAAGAUGGUGACAAAGCGUGUCUUGGGUUUAGAAGGGCAUAGACUCUCUUUCUAUGCUGACCCAUUGGUCGGUGAUGACUCAGUCAACGUUGUGGUUCCAAAAGGUCAUGUUUGGAUUCAGGGAGAUAACGUGCAUGCUUCAACUGAUUCACGUAAUUUUGGACCUGUGCCUUACAAUAUUAUCGAAGGGAAAGCUCUUCUGCGGGUCUGGCCACCACGAUGCUUUGGGUCAUUGAGGUGACGAUCACAUUCGAGUUGUUUUAGUUGCUUUUGGAGUAAGAUGUGUCAAGAGAUUAUUGCUUCAGCGAUUUUGUUCAUACUCGUUCUAGUAAUGUUAUCAUUUAAAUUUUGAUAAAAUCACAGAAGUCGGAUAAGCAUUUUUGCUCUGUUUCCUUGUUGGCAAUAUUAGAGGAAGCCAUGGACCUGAAGUUGGGAUUAUACAUGAAGCUAUAUAUCUAGUGUUAAGAUU